This is a messenger RNA of Dipodomys spectabilis (banner-tailed kangaroo rat), 6374 nucleotides long. RefSeq names its product bone morphogenetic protein receptor type 2 (gene Bmpr2). The transcript has 14 exons. Gene Ontology annotation, cellular component: signaling receptor complex; plasma membrane. Lineage: Eukaryota; Metazoa; Chordata; Mammalia; Rodentia; Heteromyidae. The record is from RefSeq and is a predicted model, not a curated record. Gene Ontology annotation, biological process: protein phosphorylation; cellular response to growth factor stimulus; BMP signaling pathway. The coding region runs from base 688 to 3804 and encodes 1038 amino acids. Gene Ontology annotation, molecular function: transforming growth factor beta receptor activity; ATP binding.
GGAGCCAGGCACCUUUCCGCGUCCAGUCGAAGGAGAGCAUUUGUGGAUGUCGAAUUCGGAGUGAAGGGCGCCCCGAAACGGAACUUUAAAAGGAAUCCUGCGCUCCCCGUGCCGCGGGCGAUGCGCCUCCGACCGCCGGGCGCCGCCGCCGCCAGCCCGGCUUCACCCUUCCCGGCAGUCGGGAAUUUGUUCUGAUCCUCGCCAGUCCCUCCCUCCAUCUCCCCCUCUUCCUUCCCACGCCUCCCCAAUCGAAUCCUCGCCGCUCACCCCCCACCCCCGCCACCACUGCACCUUGGAUAUGUUUUCUCCCAGACCUGGAUAUUUUUUUGAUAUCGUGAAACUCCGAGGAAAUAAGUGCAGGGAUUUCGUGUGAGCUCCCUUGCUUCUCCCCCUCUCCACCCCCCACGGACAUGCCUUCACUUCACAGAACGGGGGGCCGAGGCACCCUAUCCUAGGCGAAUGAACCCCUCCAGCCGCGAGGGAACGCAAUGAAGGGAAUGUCUGCUGCGGAAUGAGAGCUCUGCAGCUAGGUCCUCUCAUCUGCCAUUUGUCCUUCCAAACUGCAUUGUAAUACGGGCAGGAUAAAUCAGACGAAAGGGAAGAGCAGCCUCCUGGCUGGAUUUCUCCGCCCGUAUUUACUUUUCAUUUUUUCUUCAUUCGUCGUCGUGCUUCUUGGCUGGCCUAGGGAUGACUUCCUCGCUGCAGCGGCCUUGGCCGGUGCCCUGGCUACUAUGGGCCGUCCUGAUGGUCAGCGCCGUGACUGCUUCCCAGAAUCAAGAACGGCUAUGUGCAUUCAAAGACCCUUACCAACAAGACCUUGGAAUAGGUGAGAGUCGAAUCUCUCAUGAAAAUGGAACAAUAUUGUGCUCAAAAGGUAGCACUUGCUAUGGCCUGUGGGAGAAAUCCAAAGGAGACAUCAAUCUUGUAAAGCAAGGAUGUUGGUCUCACAUUGGAGAUCCCCAAGAAUGUCACUAUGAAGAAUGUGUAGUAACUACCACCCCUCCCUCAAUUCAGAAUGGAACGUACCGUUUUUGCUGCUGUAGCACAGAUUUAUGUAAUGUCAACUUUACUGAGAAUUUCCCACCUCCUGACACAACACCACUCAGUCCACCUCAUUCAUUUAACCGAGAUGAGACAAUAAUCAUUGCCUUGGCAUCAGUCUCUGUAUUAGCUGUUCUGGUAGUUGCCUUAUGCUUCGGAUACCGAAUGUUGACAGGAGACCGCAAACAAGGUCUGCACAGUAUGAACAUGAUGGAGGCAGCAGCAUCAGAGCCCUCUCUUGACCUAGAUAAUUUGAAACUGUUGGAGCUGAUUGGACGGGGUCGAUAUGGAGCAGUAUAUAAAGGUUCCUUGGAUGAGCGUCCAGUUGCUGUAAAAGUGUUUUCUUUUGCAAACCGUCAGAAUUUUAUAAACGAAAAAAACAUUUACAGAGUGCCUUUGAUGGAACAUGACAACAUUGCUCGCUUUAUAGUUGGAGAUGAGAGAGUCACUGCAGAUGGACGUAUGGAAUAUUUGCUUGUGAUGGAGUAUUAUCCCAAUGGAUCUCUUUGCAAGUAUUUGAGCCUCCAUACAAGUGACUGGGUAAGCUCUUGCCGAUUGGCUCAUUCUGUGACUCGAGGACUGGCUUAUCUUCACACAGAAUUGCCACGAGGAGAUCAUUAUAAACCUGCAAUUUCCCAUCGAGAUUUAAACAGCAGAAAUGUCCUGGUAAAAAAUGAUGGAACCUGUGUCAUUAGUGACUUUGGGCUGUCCAUGAGGCUGACUGGAAAUAGACUGGUGCGUCCAGGAGAAGAAGAUAAUGCAGCCAUAAGUGAGGUUGGCACAAUUAGAUAUAUGGCACCAGAAGUGCUAGAAGGAGCUGUGAACCUGAGAGACUGCGAAUCAGCUUUGAAACAAGUAGACAUGUAUGCACUUGGGCUAAUCUAUUGGGAGAUAUUUAUGAGAUGUACAGACCUUUUCCCAGGUGAAUCUGUACCAGAAUACCAGAUGGCUUUUCAGACAGAAGUUGGAAAUCAUCCCACUUUUGAGGAUAUGCAGGUACUUGUGUCCAGAGAAAAACAGAGACCCAAGUUCCCAGAAGCCUGGAAAGAAAAUAGCCUGGCAGUGAGGUCACUCAAGGAGACAAUUGAGGAUUGUUGGGACCAGGAUGCAGAGGCUCGGCUUACUGCACAGUGUGCUGAGGAGAGGAUGGCUGAACUAAUGAUGAUAUGGGAAAGAAACAAAUCUGUAAGCCCAACAGUUAAUCCAAUGUCUACUGCUAUGCAGAAUGAACGCAACCUGUCACAUAAUAGGCGUGUGCCAAAAAUUGGCCCUUACCCAGAUUACUCUUCUUCUUCAUACAUUGAAGAUUCUAUUCAUCACACUGACAGCAUUGUGAAGAAUAUUUCCACAGAGCAUUCAAUGUCCACCACACCUUUGACUAUAGGGGAAAAGAAUCGAAACUCAAUUAAUUAUGAACGACAGCAAGCACAAGCUCGAAUCCCCAGCCCUGAAACAAGCGUCACCAGCCUGUCCACCAAUACAACAACCACAAACACUACUGGCCUCACUCCAAGUACUGGCAUGACUACUAUAUCUGAGUUGCCAUACCCAGAUGAAACAAAUCUUCAUGCCACAAAUGUUGCACAGUCUAUUGGGCCAACCCCGGUAUGCUUACAACUGACAGAAGAAGACUUGGAGACCAACAAGCUAGACCCAAAAGAAGUUGAUAAGAACCUCAAGGAAAGCUCUGAUGAGAAUCUCAUGGAGCAUUCUCUUAAACAGUUCAGUGGACCAGACCCACUGAGCAGUACCAGUUCUAGCUUGCUUUACCCACUCAUAAAGCUUGCAGUGGAAGUGACUGGGCAGCAGGACUUCACACAGGUUGCAAAUGGCCAAGCAUGUCUAAUUCCUGAUGUUCCAUCUGUUCAGAUCUAUCCUCUCCCCAAGCAACAGAACCUUCCUAAGAGACCUACUAGUUUGCCUUUGAAUACUAAAAAUUCAACUAAGGAGCCCCGGCUAAAAUUUGGCAGCAAGCACAAAUCAAACUUGAAACAAAUAGAAACUGGAGUUGCCAAGAUGAAUACAAUCAAUGCAGCAGAACCUCAUGUGGUGACAGUCACUAUGAAUGGUGUGGCUGGUAGAAACCACAGUGCUAACUCCCAUGCUGCCACAACCCAGUAUGUCAAUGGGGCAGUACCUUCUGGCCAGACAGCCAAUAUAGUGGCACAUAGGGCCCAAGAAAUGCUGCAGAAUCAAUUUACUGGUGAAGACACCCGGUUGAAUAUUAAUUCCAGUCCUGAUGAGCAUGAACCUUUACUGAGACGAGAACAACAAGCUAGCCAUGAUGAAGGUGUGCUGGAUCGUCUUGUGGACAGGAGAGAACGGCCACUAGAAGGUGGCCGAACUAAUUCCAAUAACAACAACAGCAAUCCAUGUUCAGAACAAGGUGUACUUACACAGGGUGUUUCAAGCACAGCAGCUGAUCCUGGGCCAUCGAAGCCCAGAAGAGCACAGAGGCCUAAUUCUCUGGACCUUUCUGCCACCAAUGUCCUGGAUGGCAACAGUCUACAGAUAGGUGAGUCAACACAAGAUGGCAAAUCAGGAUCAGGAGACAAGAUCAAAAAACGUGUGAAAACUCCAUAUUCUCUUAAGCGGUGGCGUCCCUCCACUUGGGUCAUCUCCACGGAGCCACUGGACUGUGAGGUCAACAACAAUGGUGGUGACAGAGCAGUUCACUCCAAAUCCAGCACCGCCGUUUACCUUGCAGAAGGAGGCACUGCCACCACCAUGGUGUCUAAAGAUAUGGGAAUGAAUUGUCUGUGAAAUGUUUUCAAGUUUAUGGAGUGAAAUUAUUUUUUUGCAUUAUUUAAACAUGCAGAGGACAUUUUUAAAAAACUGCUUUAUCUUCCUGUCAGCACCCCUUUCCACCCCUGCAACAAGACUUGCUUUAAAUAGAUUUCAGCUAUGCAGAAAAGUUUAGCUUAUGCUUCCAUAUUUUUUAAUUUUUUUUAAGUUUUGCACUUUUGUUUAGUCUUGCUAAAGUUGUAUUUGUUAUGACCACAGAAAUAUAUGUGUGUGUAUCAAAAGUGGUCUCAAAAUAUUUUUUUAAGAAAAAAAAACAAAAACAAUGUAUUGCUGAUAAUCAGUUUGGACCAUCUUCUAAAGGUCAUUAAAUCAGAAGCAAAUUAAGACAGGUUUGACUGCAGUGGUAUCUGGUAUCCAUGUUUUAUUUUGGGGCACAAGCUAGUUUAUGUUGACAUGUUCUUAAAACAUUAUCUGUUGGACAUUCUUUUCUUCUGUAUUUUGUUUGAAUGUGCAAUAGUCUUUAGACCACACAAAAAAGAAACUUUUUUAUAAGCUAUCUUCCUAGCAGGGCACACAUUCUUCCAUAAUAUGAACAUGCCCCCUCCAUUCUUCCAUUAUAUGAACAGUUUUUUUCUCUGUCUCUCAUAUUUUUCAUAGGUCAGUUUUAUGACAGUGAAUUUUGCACAGGAGAAAGCCACCUGAUUUCUUGCUUUCUCUCUCCUCAUGGAGAAUGCAGAAACAUUGUCUUAAAGGGCUCUAAACAAGGAACUACCAAAACCUAUUUUGAAAUGCCAUUUCUUUUAACCUUCCAAAUCCUAAAUGUUUCCUUCCAGGCAUUUUAAUAAGCAUAUUUGAUUUUGGUUUUGGACGUUCAGAAGAGCAUAGAACAAAAUAUAAGACAUCAUAUAUUAGCCCUUUUCAAUUUUUAUUUUAUUUUCUAUAUAUGUGUAUGUUCCAUAUUCAUUUAUUUAUGAAGUACUUUUUUAUCAUAAAACCUACAGAACUAAACUUACAUGGAAUUUUUAAUUAAGUAGAUAGUUGAUACAAUAUAGUAUUAUAGGCCAUCUUUCACUCAAACAAAAUUACAUUUCCUGUUUAUGACAACUCUGAAAUUAAUUCAUAGUUUGCAACCUGUAGUAUCUUCAGUCUGUUCCAGCAAAGCCUAGUGACUUUAUCUAAAAAUGAUUUCUCUUCCCAUGACCUAAAACACUGUGUGAAAAAUCAUUCAACUAGCACGCCAAACCCUUGUGGAGGGAAGGAUUGCUGCCAAACUUAAUGUUUUUUGCAGACUGAGAUUGACCCUCUUCAAAUUGGAUUUCUUCACUCAGUCUAUUCUCACUUGAUCUUUGAUAUGUGAGCAGCAUUUAUUGUAUUGAGUAUACCUUUUAGUGAUAAUGUGCCCUUGAAAUCUUAUUUUUAAAGCUUCCCCCCUUUUUGUUACUAAUUUCUGAAACAGCGGCCUCUGUAUCUUUUUUUACAUAAAGCACUUUCACCAAAUAAGGGAAUUUUUCUCUAAACAAAUUAUUUUCUAUCAAUUUGCAAAUAAUGAUUAUUUUUUCAAAUUCUCAGAGUACUUAAUAGACAUUAUCUAAGUUCUAAGGAGAUAAAAACAAUUACAAAGAAAAUCCCUAAGUUCCUCACUUAGGUUCUUAUCUCCAGAACAAUAUUUUCUCACAGCUCACAUUUCCCAUGUUGCUGUUCAAAAUAUUUGUGAUUCAACUUGUGUAUAAGUGUUCUCUUAUUUGCCAUCUGCUGUGAUCUCAUGAAUUAGGAGUUACAAGAUUGACUGUUUAUCCAGCUGGAACUUGAUUCUCAAUUCUUUGAAUUAACAUUACUUACUUGUACCAAGACUUUUGCCUUUUUUGUUUUAUUGACCCUUUUUUUUUUUUAAUUCAAAGCAGACCCUUAAUAUAGGUUUUAGUUGAUGGACAUAGAAAUGUUUUCACAUAGUUAUUAUCUUUCAUCUAUGUAACAAAUUAAUGUUGUGUCUUCCCCAGUAAAUCUUUCACUCUAUCUCCUAUCUGUAAAUGUGUUUCAAAGACAUCUUAGCAUAUUGUUUCAAAUAUUUAUGGGAAAUUUUGAAUAAAAGUAAAUUAGUAGUCCAUCUCUACUUGAGGGUCAGUGGUCAUUUGAGGUCCAGCUGAUUUUUUCCAGUCAGAAAAAGAGUUAUCUUACAUUCUAAUAUACUUUGUAUCAGUUGAUUAUAAGUUUUCAACAUUUUUAAGUACUUCCUAAUAUUAUAUGCUUUUUAAAAUGAACAUACCAUAUUAAAAAUGUUGUAAUUUCCCAUUUCAUGCAAGCCUGCUUAAGACAAAUAAUUUCCUUUCUCUCAUUUUUCUUUCCCUGGUUUCUCAUUAAAAAGUAGGAAAAGUAAAAAGUAUAAAUCAUUUUAGUAAAUUUUAAAUUGUACAUGAGACUUAAAAAAUCUAUAAUAUACAAAGCAAACAUGUCAAUUUAAAUGAUUUAAUGUUUAACUUUAUUCAUCUGAUAGUAAAAUUUUUAAGUUAAUAUCUUAACUGCUGUUAACAUUUUGCAAGUAGAAAAGAAUUUGGGACCUUUUGAAUAAAAGGCCAUUCAACUUAAAAAUA